UAUAGAGAAUAUAGAUAGCUAACAGUGAUUUUGAGCAGUAUAGGGGAGUCCUCACCGUGUUAUUUUCUUUUCGUGUGAAAUAUUCUUUUCUGAUUAGCUCAUAUCGUCUUGAUAGAUACAUUUUGAUCCUGUCUACCAAGACGUUCCGCGGAUACCGCAGAAUUGAAUAAAUUCAACUUUUGGACGUGUUGGUUAUAGCUGGUUAUGGUAAUUUUCUUGUUUUCAUUUUAAUAAUAAAUUAAAUUACUAUUAACAUUUUCAUUUUUUAAUAAUUUAAUUUAAAAUUAAAUGUGAAUUAAUAUUCAAUUUCAAUACUAGUUUAAAUUCAAUAUGAACUUUCUAGAGAUAAAUAAUAACUUAUGUUAUGUAAUCGUAAAAUGUACAUUUUUUUAAGGGCAGAUAUACAUUUUAUGCAAAAAGUUUGUUAUAUUAAACACUUCACAAUGUACUUUUUUUGUGAUAUAAAAUCACAAACUAGUACUAAUAAGUACAAUAUCAAGUAAUUUUAAUGUAGGUUGUACGUAUUAUACGUUGUACGUAAUAUGAUUGAACGUUCUAAAAAUGUAUAACGUAACUAUUAAAAAUACCAAUAUAUUAGUAACAAAAAUUAAGUAAAAUAAUUUUAAUGUUUUAUUAUUAUUAUUAGUUAAUCAUAUAAUACAAGUAAACUAUAUUAAUUAAGUGGUCACAAUCAAAAAGAAAUAUAUUCGAGCAGCUUGCAGCCAUGGCUACAAUUUCGUUAUUAACCAUUUAAUAUUAAUAUAAAUUAUAUGUAAUAUAAUAAUUAACGAUUAUAUUAACUGAGUAGUAUCCUUAUCUAUUACCUUGUGGCCGCCAAAACCUAAUCUAUUUCUGAUAAAACUAUAAACAGGUUAAAAUACCUAAGGUAGCUUGGUUGAUAACUUGUUGAUUCAUCAAAAUGGGCGGUGCUAAAUCUUUCGCUGACGAAUUCCCCAGAAAUUGUGGAUAACGUUUCUGAACGUACCCUAGGUCAAAAUUGUAUCAAAUAAUUGGCGCAAAGUAAGAAGUGGUUUGAACUAUAUAUACCAUUGUCGUUUACAGGAAUUCCUACCUGUGAAUUCUGAGACACACCCCAAAUACUUUCUGAACGAGUCUAGCGACAGCCAACAACUCUGGGAGACAUUUCUAAAUGCACACCUGUGCUGUAACCACAGUUAUAGAUAGGUUCUUAGUUAUAACUUCAUGCUUCGUUGGAACCAUAAAGUAAUUACUCAAUGGUAAUGACUCAUAUAAUUGAAAUUGACUAUUAACAUCAUGAUUCAAUGAAGAUAAAAACGAGUUAUAGAGCGAAUCGUUCUUGAUUACCGAAUCUGAAUCACGAUUUAGGAUAUACUAUCUUAAACCGUGAUCUGAAUCAAUAUUCAAUUCGUUCAUUUGAAUUUUGAGUAAUUUGUUAAUUUUAAACAAACUAUCCAUCCCUAAAUUCUAUACAUAUUGACAGGGUUCACCGUUUAUGAGUUAUAAAUUACAACAGACAAUAAUUGAAAGUUUAGAACUGAGGAGUAGAGAAGAGUUAUAAAUCAGGCAUCUAAAACUUAUUAUUCACACAGACUAUAUGGAACUAUAUUUUAAACUAUAGUUAAUAAUACUCAAUAUAACUUAUAAACGGUAAAUCCAUUGUUAGUUUUGGCCGUGGAUAUGUCUAUCAAAAUUUGUAGACAAAUAUCUAAUCUGUGUUCAAAAUGGGGGGGGUUGAUAUUUGAAAAUCCUGUUCAACACUAUCGAUUAAUUUAUGGAAUUUUAGAGUUGGUGGAAUUACCAAACUAAUUUUAUUUUAUAUCUAUGAUAUUAUAAAUAAUUUUAGCAUAUAGUGUUGAACUAUUUGUUAUUAUAUAUAAGUAAUAUAUAUAUAUUAUACUAUGACUUAUGGCAGCUUUCCUCGUAAACUUAACGAGUCAAACAAAUACACCGUUUUUAAUAUUAAAAUCGGCCAACGGGCAAAUAUUGAGUUAAUAAAUAAAAAAUAUAAAUAUGGGUUGGAGAUGUUUUUCUUUGGUCAGGUGAUUUUUUUUCCGUUAAUCAUCUUUAGAAUAUUUUUAUUCCGAAUUACCGUUAUUUGGACUCCAGAAAAUUAUUGGUCUGUCUCUCGAAAAAACCUCGAUUAAUGGGCAAUUUAAUCCCAUAAAAAUGUAGUAGAAAUUAUAUUUGUGUUAAUUAUGUUCAACUGUAUUUAACGUUUUAAAUGUGUAAUUUGGGUAUAAAUCUAGUUUACGACUCAAGCUCGUUUAAAGGUUUUUUUCCCCAAAAUAUGUGUUUUUUAAUGCUUAAUCUAUUGGUAUUUAGUACAAUUAAAACUUACCUAUCAUACUUACUUUUAUAGUUAUUGUACAUAAACCUACCCACUUUUAAUACUGUUUUACUUUACCUUGUUACCUAUCCGACGUGGUUUUAAACAACAAAUAUAGUUAUCUUUGAUUAAAAUUGUGAGAUUAAGCGCUCCAAUCUAGUGACCGACCACCACCUUGAGUCUCUAGUUUUACCUGUAAUUCUACCUGCUUUUUCACUUUACCCUGUUACCUACUUAACGUGGUUUUAAACAACAAAUCGAGGGUUAUUUCGAUUAAACAUAUUGAGUGCAGAGAAACACGGCGAUUUUAAACAUUUGUAACACUAGUUCAUACUAAAUAUAAACCAGAUAGACUUAUAUCUGACUUCAAUAAAGAAACUUUGUUAUCAAAAUAUUAAUAACUACAAAUAAUAAUAAUAAAAAAAUCUCUAUUUUUGAUCACAUUUUGGAUUAAUUCCAAAAAUGCUAUUUUUCAAGGUUUAUGUAGGUACAAUAAAUUAUAAAAGUAAGUAUGAUACCUGGGUAAGUUUUGAUUAUAUUAAUGGAUUAAGCAUUAAAAAACACAUUUUGGACGAAAAAAAUGAGUAUUAAAUUCUAACGAAAAAAUACGUGAAACAGAAAACCAAGCUUGAGUUGUAAAUUAGAUUUGUUCAAUAAUUUGUGUACAUAUUACAUACCUAAGUACAUUUUAUAAUUCGAGCGUAGCGAGAAUGCUAUUGGUUUUACAAUACUGUUUUAUUUUAUUUUCUUCUUUGUUCUAGCCUGUGGACAUAUUUUUUCUUUGUAAACUUGCUCAGAUUUUUACGUGUAGCAACUUUUUUAAAAGCUCAGGUUGUCUAAAUGGUACUUUAAAAAGGUCUUUUUUUUUAUUUUCGACGCCAAUUUUUAAAUAAAAGCACUAAAGUGGGAAAAAACGUAGGAAAACGUACAAUUUCAUGAUUUCAUUAUUUUAUAAAAACACGGACGAUGUUUUCUACUAGGAAAAAUGUUUUAAUCGAAAAAUCACAAUAUACCUGUUUUGUUGCCUUUUUAAUUUACUUUCUUAUGGUAUCAUCGCCAAAACUUUUGAGCGUGUAAGGAAUUUUAAUUUUUGGGAGGUUUUUUGCUAUAAUUCGGUUAUAAAUACUCGUAGAGACUUGAAACUUGGUAAUAACACUUCUAUUGAAUCUACCUAGAGAUGGUAAAAUUUUAAAAAUCAAUGGACAACUUAAUAAGCAUUUUGAAAUCAAAUUUAAACGAAAAUCGCAAAAAAAAAUUACACUUCAAAUUAUGUAUUAUCGAACUGCGAUCAGAAUCGUCUUUCGUCAGUAAUAGUUUAUCGUUGCUUACAGAUAUAAAUGAAAUAAACUUAAGUAUCCUACCUUCCCAACUUUUCACCUACAACAGCACCCACGUGCGAAGUAUGUCCUUUUUUUGUAUUUUUAUCUGCCCCUCAACUUAACUCCUUUCAUGGUGUAUAGUACAUAAUGAAAUACCUACGUAUGUAAUAUAUAAUAUACAGUACACAUUGUAUAUCUCUAAUCUGUAUUAUGUUCAAAAUUUUAAAUGUUAUUACUUAUUCAAACAAAUCAUGAUUUGAAAAAUAAUAUAGAUACAUAAAUACAGUAUAGUUAUACUUAUCUUAAUUUUAAUUUAUCAAAAUUCAAAUCAAUGGUAAGGUAAAUACAAAAAUGCAUGUAUAAAUCAUAGAGUAAUAAUUCUCUGUGGUAUAGAUAAAUAUUGUACACUUUGCCAUCCUGUUGAUAAUUUAAUUCGGAGUGCUACACUGUUGCAGGCGAACCCGUAUUGCUGUCUGCCUCUGACUGGUAACUGCAUCCGCCGCCCGAAUUGGUAUCUUGGACCUCGGUAUUACUGUUUAGCAUUCUAUGUAAAAAACUGUCAUCAUUUUACAUAAAUUAUACCCGAAAAAAAAAAUUAAUAUUUAUAAUUUUAAAAACAUUGUAAUCUUAUUUUUAUUUUAACUUAAUUUAGUAUUAUGGAGUUUAAUUUAGGUGAUAGUCCAGUUACUUCACAUUCAUGGAAUGCAAACCGAACACGUAAGUUUUAUCUAAUUAUAUUACCAUAUUACAAAAUUGAUUUAUAUUUGUAUUAAAUUAUAUAGAAAUUGCUGUGAUUCCAAACAGUAAUGAAGUCCAUAUAUAUAAAUAUGAGCCUAGUGUCAGUGACUGGACAUUGUUAGAUAAUCUAGACCAACAUGGACUUCUAAUUACUGGAAUUGAUUGGGCACCAAAUACAAAUAGAAUUGUUACUUGUUCAGCUGUAAGUUUUUCUUAUUCAAUUUGUUGGUAGUUUAUUUUAAUACUUUUAGAACUUAAUAGGAUCGUAAUGCAUAUGUAUGGACAAUUGAUGACAAGGGAAAAUGGAAACCAACUCUAGUAUUAUUAAGAAUUAGUAGAGCAGCAACUUGUGUUAAAUGGUCUCCAAAUGGUAAUUAUGUGAAUUAAUACAAUUUAUUUACAUGAUAUUAAUUGUUUUUCUGUUUUUUUUUUCACUUAUUUUCAUGUGUUGUUUUAAAAAAAAGUUAAUUUCAUUUUAUAAUUUCAAUAAGAAUCUGCCACUUAAAUAAUAGGUUGAAACUUUUUAUGAAAUUGAGUAUUGGUUCAAAAUUACUUAUUUCAGUCAUAAAUUAUUGUUAAAAUGUUAUUUGUUUUAUCCCAGUAAUUAACUGCGAUGAAAACUUUUUUGACUUUUCCAUACAAUUUCUUAAAAAUUCCUCUCUUAACUUAGUUAACAAUUUUUUCUGGAUUAUCUACAUAUGAAUUUGACAUUCUUCAUUUUCAUUUAUACCAAUGGGUCAGUUAUUCUUCUAUCGGCUGGGUAUGUUUUUUCAUUCUUGAUUUAUAUAUCUUUCUCCAAUAAUUGUCCGCCUUUUUUUUUCCAACUAACCGACAGCACUGGCGGUUCUGUGUUAAUAUUACUACACCACAAUAAUAAUAAUGAUUUUCCACCUACAGUAUCUUCUUAUACAGCCAAAUGUUGUGCUAUUAUGUCCCCUUAUGCUCAACACCUCUCCCACUGUUUACGCGUGGUCAUCCUGUCCUCUAUAUCUUUCAUAGUAAACACUGUGCUGCUUAUACAGGCCUAUUUGUUUCCUUUUAAUUGCCAAGGCUAAUUGGAUUUACAAAGUUUCAAUAAAAAAUUAAAAUUUUAUUUAUAUUUGUAUCUUUAAAUUACUUGCUACGUAGGAAUUCAAACAAUACAAUUUCUAUUCUAAGAUAUUAAUUGUUAAUAUUAUAUAUAUUUAUCCAAGUUGUUUUUGAUAUUUCUAGAAAAAAAAUUUGCUGUUGGUUCUGGAGCCCAGUUGAUAUCUGUAUGUUACUUUGAAGUUGAAAAUGAUUGGUGGGUAUCAAAACAUAUUAAAAAACCAAUUCGAUCAACAGUGACUGCACUAGAUUGGCAUCCAAAUAACAUGGUACUAGCUACUGGUACUGCAGAUUUCCGAGUUAGGUUAUUUAAUGUUCAUAUGAAAGAAGUUGACCAAUGUCAAAAAGUCAAAACUGCAUGGGACAGUGAUGAUACUCCUGUGCCAAAUUUAGUUGCUGAAUUCACUAAUUCUUCUAGAGGAGGUAAUUAUAUUAAAUAUAAUAAAAAUUUGAUAUUUUAAUUUAUAUGCCUAAUAUUUAAUCUUAUAUACCAGUGACGCUGAACCUAUUUUAGAUUUUUUUUGUUAUGAUAAAAUAUGGUAUUUUCUUGUUAUACUAGACUACCUCGUUUUGUGAAAUGCCAUAAUCAUAUUAUUCAAGUCUCAAAAUUUGCCACUUUCUUAUUAUCAUAAACUAACUUUUUUUUUUAAAAAAAAAUCAUACUUAUAAUUCUUUAUAUAGUGUUUUAGUAUACAUAAGUGUUUUUGAGGCAUCUAGUUAUUAGUCUGCAGGAUUCAUUUAAUACCACAUCAGUUUUUGUGGGCUAAUCUGCACCACACAUGACUUGCUUAUUCUCCUACGGAUAAGCAUAUAGCUAGUGCAGACACUCUUAAUGUGUGAGCAUUAGUCCCUAAGAUUGAUUCUGUAAGUUUCUUGGGUAUAAUUUUUCUCCCCCUAAUUUUUGCCUUCACAGUUUUGCAAUGUUUUUUAUAUGUGAGAGACCUAUAAAGGGUAACACCUAGAUAUUUAUGGUGAGGGAUGUGAUAAAGCUUCAUUGGUUCAUGGUAAUUAUCUAUUAGAAAAAUAUGAUUUUGAUAAUUUUUAAAUUUUUACUGGUUAAAUUCUGAUGCCAUAUAAUAAAUUAAAAAUGAUGACAUGCUAUCCCUUGAAAUUUUUUAUUCUGACAUUUUUUUGUUUUCCAAAGACAUUAUAUUUUGAGUAUGUUCUCAAUUUAGAGGAUCUAUAAAGUUUUAGCUAUGGUUGAUAGUCAAAUGUUUUAAACCUGUUUUUUUCAAGUUCACCAGAAUUUUAUGUCUGCCAACAAUUUGAAUAUAUUUUUUUCCCCAUUUUUAUAUUUUACAAUGUUGCAUUAAGAAAAGUAGAUAUGAUGCAAUGGAACUAGAAUUAAAAGCAUUCUAAGAUUUUACAACAUAGUUUUCCAGAAAUUACAUUAUUUUUUGUAUCUAGAAAAUAAACUUUUGUCUGCCUCAUGAUUUUUCUGUUAACUUUCCUUCUAACUAAUGAGUGAAUAUAAUUUAAUAGAAACACAAUAUUAAAAAAUGUAUAAUAUAAUAAAUUGUAAAUUGUGACACUAGAAGCCAACACGUAGACAUCAACAAGAUUAUGAUAGUCAUGAUUAAUAAUAAACUUAAUAUCGUACAACUAGAAAGUACAUCUACAAUAUAUAUUUAGUCAAACAUUUAUCCCUCUUGUAUAUAUUCAUAUGUCAGUUUUAAUAACAAUUUUAAGUGCAACUGCAUUAUAUUAAUACUCUAUUUUAUUAACCCAAAUUAACUAAAUUGUUUAGGGGGAUGGAUUCAUGGAUUAGCAUUCAAUAAAACUGGUAAUCGAUUAUGUUGGGUUGCUCACGAUUCAUCUAUAACCGUUGCUGAUGUGUCUAAAGGAAGUAUAGUUGUAGACAAACUAAAAACAAAUGAAUUGCCAUUCAUUAGUUGUAUUUGGGUGUCAGAUCGAGCAAUUGUUGCUGCUGUAAGUUUUUGUUAUUAAUAUUUUUUGUUUAUUGAGUAACUAAUAAUUAUACAUAUUAUACAUUUAACAAUAUCCGAAAGUAGUAAAUAAAAUACAUGACAAAAGGAUAAAAUAAAAAUGAGUACACAUUAAAAAGACUAAACUAAAAUUUUAUUACAUUUAGUUAUUUUUAAAUUCACUUUUGUAAUGAAAUAUAUAAAAAUUAUCAAUGAUGAUGUUUUUAUUUAAAAAGCUUAAUAUGAAUUUUACUUAACUUUAAACAGGGUCAUGGAUGUUGUCCAAUGUUAUAUUGUUUUGAUUCUAAUUACAAAGUACAAUUUGUUUCUAAAAUAGACAGUUCUCAAAAAAAAGAAGCCGCUGGUUUGAGGUAAACUAGAGUUCUGCCAAAAAAUUGUGUUAAAAAUUUAAAAAUGUAUAUAUAUAUAUAUUCAACAGAAUCAAAAAUAAAUAUUUUUUCAGUGCAAUGAGAAAAUUUCAAAGUUUAGAUCGACAAGCUCGAAUCAACAGUGACUAUGAACUUGAUACUAAACAUCAAAAUACUUUAACGUGUUUACGCAUUCAUUCUGAGGCAAAUGAUUCUGUUACAAAGUUUACUAGUAGUGGAUUAGAUGGAAAAAUAAUAUUAUGGGAACUUAACGUAAGUAUACUAUACAUUAUUUCUACUUAGUACUAUGAAAAAUUUAGCAUAUCACAUAAUUUAAAAAAUAUAUUUGUAUAUAUUUAUUUAAUUGCAUUUAAUAAUGUAAUAUAUCUAUAUUUUUCAGAGUUUAGAUAAAUUACUUCAAGGUCUAAAAAUUUAACCUCAAUAAAUCUGACAAUUAUAUAUAUGUAUCACUUAUAUUAUGUAAAUAAUUCUAUUUGAUUUCAAUAAUUACUCAUACUGUUACUAAUUAUUUGUUAUUUUAUUAAAUUAUACUUUUUUACAUUAUUUAUUAUAAUUUUAUUAUUACAAGAAUUUUGAUUAUGUACCGUAAAUAUGUUAAACAUUUCAUUUAUUUAUUUUAUUUAUUGUGUUAUAUUAUUAAAAUGUGUUUUAAGAACCAAUAAAUUCACUUUAAAACAAUACAAUAAUUUAAUUUACAUAAUAAUAUAUUU
Cinara cedri is the source of this 8475-nucleotide messenger RNA. Lineage: Eukaryota; Metazoa; Arthropoda; Insecta; Hemiptera; Aphididae. The record is from the annotation of a GenBank genome assembly.